AUGAGCCAGAGCGACGAAUUCAGUGCCUCAACCUAUCGAAUGCCUAAUAAGGAUGGCGAUGUGGAUAAAACGGUGAAAACUGCCAGUGGUGGAGAAGUAGUUGGAGAUGAGGAAGAUGUUGUGACAGACCCAUUUGCGGCGCCGUUGAAACGGCAGCUCAAAUCGCGACAUUUGCAGAUGAUUGCGAUCGGAGGAAUCAUUGGACCCGGAUUACUUGUGAGCUCUGGUAAUGCGCUGCAUGAAGGAGGGCCUGCGGGCUCCCUAAUCAGCUUUUGCCUGGUUGGUAUAAUUGUAUUCUUUGUCAUGCAAUCUUUGGGUGAAAUGGCAACAAUAAUUCCUGUUACUGGGUCGUUCACAGAGUAUGCUGCCCGUUUUAUCGACGAUGCGUUAGCAUUUGCACUAGGGUGGGCAUAUUGGUAUUUAUGGGUGACUGUUCUCGCAAAUGAAUACAACUCAGUCUCCCUAGUCAUCCAAUAUUGGACCACCGCCGUGCCACAAUGGGGAUGGAUUCUUAUAUUCUGGUUUUUAUUUUUAACUCUCUCGAACCUAGGAAUUCUGGCAUACGGAGAAAUGGAAUUCUGGCUUUCUGUAAUCAAGGUUCUUGCUCUCAUCGUCUUCUUCAUUCUGGCAAUUUGCAUCAGUACCGGUGGAAUCGGUCCACAAACCAUCGGAUUCAAAUACUGGGAUCAUCCUGGAGCAUUUGCAGAUGGGAUCAAUGGUGUAGCGAAGACAUUCGUGGUGGCCGGCACAAUAUUCUUCAUCGGUAUUCUCAUCCCAUGGAAUGAUAAACAGCUUCUGGGCAAUGGCUCAAAAACUGCCAGCUCGCCAUUAACAAUCGCACUUACCGAUGCCGGCAUCCUCCCAGCGGCACAUCUGAUCAACGCCCUCAUCGUAAUUAGUGUGAUUUCCGCAGGAAACAGCUCGCUAUACGUCGCGUCAAGAACACUACUCUUCAUGUCUCGUAAUGGCAAAGCACCGAAAUUCAUCGGUCGCACGAAUCGUGCCGGCGUACCCUGGGUUGGAUUAAUAUUCACCAACGUUUUUGCAUGCAUUGUUUUCCUAGAACAAUCAUCCAGUGCUGGAACUGUGUAUUCGGCUCUUAUUACUUUAUCCGGUGUGGCCACAUUUAUCGUCUGGUCCGUGAUAGGGGUCUGCCAUAUCCGCUUUCGUCGUGCAUUAGUGGCGCAGGGCGAAGACCCUUCGAAACUUCCAUAUCAGGCCGCGUUUUAUCCUUAUGGGACAUAUCUUGCUCUGGCGGGGAAUAUCUUCCUCGUCUUUUUCCAGGGGUAUACAUGCUUUUUGAACCCGUUCAGCUCUACAGACUUUGUGAUCAACUAUAUCUUGUUGCCUGUAUUUGUUUUAUUCUUCGUGGUGUACAAAGUGUGGAAUAAGACCAAGUUUGUCCGGCUGGAAGAUAUGGAUAUUUGGACAGGAAGAAGGGAGUUUGUCGAAGAGGAUGCGGAUGAGGUGGACAACUCAGGAUGGUGGUCAAAGAUCUAUUCCAUCGUGGUCGGAUAG
Penicillium angulare is the source of this 1518-nucleotide messenger RNA. RefSeq names its product amino acid permease. The transcript has 7 exons. Bases 1 to 1518 code for a protein of 505 amino acids. Gene Ontology annotation, biological process: amino acid transmembrane transport. The record is from RefSeq and is a predicted model, not a curated record. NCBI's taxonomy places the organism in Eukaryota, Fungi, Ascomycota, Eurotiomycetes, Eurotiales, Aspergillaceae. Gene Ontology annotation, molecular function: amino acid transmembrane transporter activity. Gene Ontology annotation, cellular component: membrane.